Messenger RNA from Anguilla rostrata (American eel), 8305 nucleotides. RefSeq names its product low density lipoprotein receptor-related protein 5 (gene lrp5). Gene Ontology annotation, biological process: canonical Wnt signaling pathway. The record is from RefSeq and is a predicted model, not a curated record. Gene Ontology annotation, molecular function: Wnt-protein binding; Wnt receptor activity. Lineage: Eukaryota; Metazoa; Chordata; Actinopteri; Anguilliformes; Anguillidae. The transcript has 25 exons. Bases 197 to 5038 code for a protein of 1613 amino acids.
GUAUGUCCAGUGACGUCACGCAGUUUCCGCUGUCAGCCGCUGCCGUGGUUCUGCUGGGAUCAUAGCUGGCUGGAGUUGAGUCUUUAACAAAGUGGCGAUCGAAUCACCCCGUCGGAUACAAACUUUAUUUUUUAAGCGCAAAUAGCUCGAAGAAUGGGGCCGGAGUGAGCGGGAUUUGAAGUUAGACGCGAUUGCAAUGGAGAUUUUACUUGCGGGAAUACUUUUCUACAGUAGCCUGGUCUUUGUAGUUAAUGGAUCGCCGCUGUUGCUGUUCGCGAACCGAAGAGACGUGCGAUUGGUGGACGCCGAGGCGGGGUGGGCGGAGUCGGCGGUGGUAGUCAGCGGCCUGGAGGACGCUGCGGCGGUGGACUUCCUGUUCUCCGAGGGCCUGAUCUUCUGGACGGACGUCAGCGAGGAAGCCGUCAAGCAGACGUACUACAACCAGUCCAGCGGCGCUGUGAAGGAAGGCGUGCUGGGUAAUGGGCAGAAGGUGGUGGUGUCGGGGCUGGACUCGCCCGACGGCCUGGCCUGUGAUUGGCUGGGCCGCAAGCUCUACUGGACUGACUCUGAGACCAACCGCAUCGAGGUGGCCAACCUAGACGGCACCUUCCGGAAAGUUCUGUUCUGGCAGGACCUGGACCAGCCCCGGGCCAUCGCGCUCAACCCCGCCCACCGCUACAUGUACUGGACGGACUGGGGGGAGGAGCCCCGGAUCGAGCGGGCGGGCAUGGACGGCAGCAGCAGGAAGAUCAUCGUGGAGACGGACAUCUACUGGCCCAACGGCCUCACCAUCGACCUGGACGAGCAGAAGCUGUACUGGGCCGACGCCAAGCUGAGCUUCAUACACCGGGCCAACCUGGACGGAUCCGCCCGGGAGACGGUGGUGGAGGGCACGCUCACACACCCGUUCGCGCUCACGCUGUCGGGUGAGACGCUGUACUGGACGGACUGGCAGACGCGCUCCAUCCACGCCUGCAACAAGCAGACGGGCGAGAAGAGGAGGGAGAUCCUCAACGGCAUCUACUCCCCCAUGGACAUCCAAGUGCUGGGCCCCGAGAGACAGCCAAUCAUUCAGACGCCCUGCAGCGAGGGGAACGGCGGCUGCUCCCACCUGUGCCUGCUCUCCCCGCUGGAGCCCUUCUACCGAUGCGCCUGUCCCACCGGCGUCCAGCUGCAGGAGGACGGGAAGAACUGCCGGCCCGGGGCAGAAGAGGUCCUCCUCCUGGCCCGCCGGACCGACCUGCGCCGGAUCUCCCUGGACCUGCCCGACUUCACCGACAUCGUCCUGCAGGUGGAUGACAUCCGGCACGCCAUCGCCAUCGACUACGACCCGGUGGAGGGGUACGUGUACUGGACCGACGACGAGGUGAAGGCCAUCCGUCGCGCCCUCAUCGACGGCAGCGACGCCCAGACGCUGGUCACCACGGAGAUCAAUCACCCCGACGGCAUCGCCGUGGACUGGGUGGCCCGGAACCUGUACUGGACCGACACCGGCACCGACCGCAUCGAGGUCACCCGCCUCAACGGGACGUCCCGGCGCAUCCUGGUGUCCGAAAACCUGGAGGAGCCCCGGGCCAUCGUCCUGGAUCCCGUCGGGGGUUAUAUGUACUGGACGGAUUGGGGUGAGAAGCCCAAGAUCGAGAGGGCCAACCUGGACGGGACGGACCGGAUCGUCCUGCUCAACUCCUCCCUGGGGUGGCCCAACGGACUGGCCAUCGACUACGAGGCUGGCAAGCUGUACUGGGGCGACGCCAAGACCGACAAAAUUGAGGUGAUAAACGUGGACGGCACGGACAGGAGGGUGCUGCUGGAGGACAAGCUGCCGCACAUCUUCGGCUUCACACUGCUGGGGGACUACAUCUACUGGACCGACUGGCAGAGGCGGAGCAUCGAGCGCGUGCACAAGACCACGGCCACCCGCGAGAUCAUCAUCGACCAGCUGCCCGACCUCAUGGGCCUCAAGGCCACCCGGGUCACCGCCGCGCUCGGUACAAACGGCUGCGCGGAGGACAACGGCGGCUGCAGCCACCUGUGCUUCCAGCGUCCGCAGGGCCCGCGGUGCGCCUGCCCCAUGGGCCUGGAGCUGCUGAGCGACCUGCGGCGCUGCGUGGUGCCCGAGGCCUUCCUGCUCUUCACCAACCGCGCCGACAUCCGCCGCAUCUCGCUGGGCACCCACGGCAACCACGUGGCCAUCCCGCUCGCCGGCGUCAAGGAGGCCUCCGCCCUCGACUUCGACGUGCUGGAGAACCGCAUCUACUGGACCGACGUCAGCACCAAGACGAUAAGCAGAGCCUUCAUGAAUGGCAGCUCGGUGGAGCAUGUGAUCGAGUUCGGGCUGGACUACCCAGAGGGCAUGGCGGUGGACUGGAUGGGGCGGAACGUGUACUGGGCCGACACCGGAACCAACCGGAUCGAGGUGGCGCGCCUGGACGGGCAGUACCGCCAGGUUCUGGUGUGCAAGGACCUGGACAACCCCCGCUCUCUCGCCCUGGACCCUGCCAAGGGCUACAUGUACUGGACGGAGUGGGGGGGGAAGCCGCGGAUCGCGCGCGCCCACAUGGACGGCAGCAACAUGGUGACCCUGGUGGAGAAGGUGGGCCGCGCCAACGGCCUCACCAUCGACUACAUCGACCAGCGGCUCUACUGGACCGACCUGGACACCUGCAUGAUCGAGUCCUCCAACAUGCUGGGACUGCAGAGGGAGACCAUAGCGGACGACCUCCCGCACCCCUUCGGGCUGACGCAGUACCGCGACUACAUCUACUGGACGGACUGGAACCUGCGCAGCAUCGAGCGCGCGGACAAGCGCACGGGCCAGAACCGCACGGUGAUCCAGGGCCACCUGGACUACGUGAUGGACAUCCUGGUGUUCCACUCCUCGCGCCAGGAGGGCUGGAACGACUGCUCCCAGGGCAACGGGCAGUGCCAGCACCUGUGCCUGGCCUCGCCCGACGGCCCGCGCUGCCGCUGCGCCUCCCACUACACGCUGGACGCCAACGGCAGGAACUGCAGCUCUCCCUCCAGUUUCCUCCUGUUCAGUCAGAAGGGCUCGAUCAGCCGCAUGGUGCUGGGGGAGCAGAGCCCGGACAUCAUCCUGCCCAUCCACGUGCAGCGGAACGUGCGGGCCGUGACCUAUGACCCCGUGGAGCGGCUGGUGUACUGGGUGGACGGGAAGCAGAACAUCCGGAGGGCGCGGGACGACGGCUCGCAGUCCUCUGUGGUGGUCUCCACCGCCCCGGGCCACCAGCAGAGCCUCGACAGGCAGCCGCACGACCUGAGCCUGGACCCCUACAGCCGCACGGUGUUCUGGACCUGCGAGGCGACCAACACCAUCAACCUGCACCGCCUGGACUCGCACUCCGUGGGCGUGGUGCUGCGCGACGACCACGACAAGCCGCGCGCCAUCGUGGUCAACGCCGAGAGAGGGUACAUGUACUUCACCACGGUGCAGGAGCGCUCGGCCAAAAUCGAGGGGGCGUCCCUGGACGGGACGGAGCGCGAGUCGCUCUUCACCACCGGCCUGAUCCGGCCCGUCGCCCUGGCGCUGGACAACAAGCUGGGCAAGCUGUUCUGGGUGGACGCCGACCUGAAGCGCAUCGAGGGCAGCGACCUCUCCGGAGCCAAUCGGAUCACGCUGCAGGACUCGAACAUCCUGCAGCCCAUGGGGCUGACGGUGCUGGGGGAGCACCUGUACUGGAUCGACCGGCAGCAGCAGAUGAUCGAGCGCGUGGACAAGACGACGGGCGAGCGGCGAACGCGCAUCCAGGGCCGCAUCGUCCACCUGACCAGCAUCCACGCCGUGGAGGACCUGGACCCCGAAGAACUGGCAUCACAUCCCUGUUCUCGUGACAACGGAGGCUGCUCUCACAUCUGCAUCGCCAAGGGCGACGGGACGCCGCGUUGCUCCUGCCCCAUGCACCUGGUCCUGCUGCAGAACCUGCUCACCUGUGGAGAGCCGCCCACCUGUUCCACGGAGCAGUACACCUGCGCUACGGGCGACAUCGACUGCAUCCCCAUGGCCUGGCGCUGCGACGGCUUCGCGGAGUGCGACGACAACAGCGACGAGGAGAACUGCCCCGUCUGCUCCGCCCUGCAGUUCCAGUGCGACAAGGGCCAGUGCAUCGAUGCGCAGCUGCGCUGCAACGGCGAGCUGGACUGCGCAGACAGCUCCGACGAGCAAGACUGCGACACCAUCUGCCUGCCUAACCAGUUCCGCUGUGGGAACAGCCAGUGCAUCCUGAAGAAGCAGCAGUGCGACUCGUACAGUGACUGCGCAGACAACUCGGACGAGGUCUUCUGCGAGUUCCUCAUCCCCUCCUCCAACGACCCGGGCCACACCAGCACCAUCGGGCCGGUCAUCGGGAUCAUCCUGUCCGUUUUCGUGAUGGGCGGGAUGUACUUUCUGUGCCAGCGGGUGGUCUGCCGCCGCUACAAGGGCCCGAGCGGCGCCUUCCCCCACGAGUACAUCAGCGGCACCCCCCACGUGCCCCUCAACUUCAUCGCCCCGGGCAGCUCCCAGCACGGAACCUUCACAGGUAUCUCCUGUGGGAAGUCCAUGAUGAGCUCUAUGAGCCUGAUGGGCAGCAGCAGCAGCGGAGCGCCGCUUUACGACCGGAAUCAUGUGACCGGCGCCUCGUCCAGCAGCUCCUCCAGCACCAAGGGAGCCUUCUACCCCCAGAUGCUGAACCCGCCCCCGUCUCCGGCCACCGACCGCUCGCUGUACAACGGAGAGAUCUUCUACUCCUCCAACAGUCCGUCUACCACCAGGUCCUACAGGCCUUACCUGAUGCGUGGCGUGGCCCCGCCCACCACGCCCUGCAGCACGGACGUGUGCGACAGCGACUACACCACCAGCCGGUGGAAGAGCAACAAGUACUACAUGGACCUCAACUCCGACUCGGACCCGUACCCGCCCCCCCCCACCCCGCGCAGCCAGUACCUGUCUGCGGAGGAGAGCUGCCCCCCCUCCCCGUCCACGGAGCGCAGCUACUUCCACCUCUGCCCACCCCCGCCCUCACCAUGCACUGACUCCUCGUGACACCCCCCCACCACACCCCCACCCCCCCCGUCCGUGAAUGGAAAAAAAAAAGAGAAAAGAACCGCCUUGCCUGUAAAUACUUUUAAUUAUGAACAAAUAAGAUAAUUCUAUUUUAUUAAUUUCCACUAAUUGUCAUCGGCCUUUCUGUGGGUGGGACGGUAGGAAAGGAGGAAGAGAGGGAGGGAGAGAGGUAAAGAGAGGGAGAGGAGGAGGGAGAGAGGGAGAAAGGGAGGGACUUCUGGGUAUGGAAGGAGUGUGAGCGUGCGAUGCAGAUCACCAGGCCGUGUGAAAUCUGUGUACAGCUGAAAUGUAUUUAUAACGUGAAUCUUUUUUUUUAUUUUAUUUUUUUAAAGCCCUCCUUCGGUCGGGCUUGUUUUUAAUUUUACCCACGAACCUCGCACCCCUCGACACAAACGGAAGAGACCUCUAACUUAGAGACAGAGCACAGAGCUUUAAGGUAAUAAGGAUGCUAGCUGGCUACCGCAGUCCUAGGAGCUGCUAGUCUGAGAAAAUGCUCAGUUUCAGAAACCCCCCCCCCUCCUCUGCAACGAUGACAUAACUCAACCAGCUCGCUCUGCAGAUGCCAAAAUCAUUUCAAACUUCAAAAUUAUGUAAAUAUGUAUCAUUUGUUUUGAUUACUGCCGUGAUCUUUAUUUUUUUCUCUGUGAAUUAUGAAAGUCCCUAAAGCAUUUGUUUUUUGUUUUUAAUUUUUUGUUAAGUUUUUACCAAAAGUGUGAUUGCUGCUAUUGUACAUAUGUUUUUUUUUUUUGUUGUUGUUCAGACUUGUGUCCCAUCACAUAAGAUUCCAAUCCAGAUGUAUAACGAAUCAUACAAAAUGUUUUCUUUUCAAUUGUAAUAAGUUAUUAAUCCUUCAUAGCAAUUGUUAUUUUGAUUUUUGUGUAGAACAAGUAUAUAUGAAUAUGCGUGUAUUUUGUGAGAAAAAAAGAAGGUGCAUUUCUGAAGAAGAGCACGCGGAGGAACAGUCUAGAAAGCUGCGUAUGUGACGCCAGACGCCGUGGCAGGAAGUGUGCAUGGUCUCUCUGCUUAAGGGGGCAUCUUUCAGUCAUGUGACAUUAGGCCCCUAGCACAGAUGCUAAACGAGCAGCCUGCUCUCAUCGCUGGAAGGUUCUGGAAGAGCGAUGUUCACGCGUGUCCCUGGAGAGCCAGCGGGCUGUGGCUGUGAUUGGGUGCUGCUUUCACCUGUCAGCCAAUCAGCUGCCAGGUGAGGGGAGGGUGGGAGGGGAGCGCCUGUGUUAUCAGUCCUGCCUAUCAGCUGCUUACAUUGAUCAGUGGAAGUGUUCGGAUGAAGCCCUGCGAACCUCGCUGUUCUCCGGGGGUCGGAGAGGAUUCCGGCGUUCCCCAGGGGUCAGAGAACCGAUACCGCCAUCCAGGGGUCAGAGAACCGAUACCGCCAUCCAGGGGUCAGAGAACCGAUACCGCCAUCCAGGGGUCAGAGAACCGAUACCGCCAUCCAGGGGUCAGAGAACCGAUACCGCCAUCCAGGGGUCAGAGAACCGAUACCGCCAUCCAGGGGUCAGAGAGAAGAUUUCGGCGUUCCCGGGGGGGGGGGUCGUAGCGGAUACCGCCAUUUCAGCGGUCGGGGCGGAUAUCGGGGUCCGUGUUGCCGUGGCUGCUCCCGGAAUUUGGAAGGCCAGACAGAGGCUGUGAAGUCUGUGAAGAGGUGCCACUUUGACUCUGUUGUGACUCCGCUGUGACUCCCCUGUGACUCCGCUGCGACUUGCUUGCCAGAGCGGCUGUCGCUGACCCCUCCGUGCGAUGCGUUUGAACCCUGGCUGUGGUUUCGGUGGCCUGCGAGAGAAGGAAGCUGGUUCUAGGUUCUAAGAACUCUCAGAAACCCCCGGCAACUUGUCUGUUUCCUGAUUUUCUGAAUGAGGGACGCGUUCCACGUAAAUGUCCUCUGUACAGAUAAGCUACAACUAGACCACUGUGUAUGAAAUGUCCUCGUAUAUACACAUACAGGCAUGCAAUCACACACUUGCAUGUACACGCACACACACACAGUCACACACAGGUUUAGUACUGGCCAAUAGCAUGAGCAAGCUGAUUCUCCCAAAUUAGCUUGUUCUUUUGGAGAUUAAAUUUCUCAUCCAAGGACCCAAAAUUACUUAAUAUUUCUGCAUCAAGAAUCAGGUGUUUUUUUUUUUUUGCUGGAAGAGCCCAGUGAGUUUUUCCACUUCCUUGCCCCUGUGAGUUCCCUCCAAAACGCUCCUGUGCACCCUGCAUUCCCUCUCUGGGACACACACGUGUGCCUGUCUAUGACUCUUAAUGCUCAAGCCUGCUAGAGGAACGUAGUUGGUGGCUUUGUGCACCCCUGUGGUAUUUUCCAAAAAAAAAAAAAAAAAAAAAAAAGCACUUAUUUGUGAAACGUACUAAGCUCUGAUGCACAGGGCUCGCCAAAAACAGACUACAAAGUGGCAGGGAAGGCCGUUCGAACACACACACACACACACACACAACACACACUAAUGACAACACACACUUAAUUCGCACCGUUUCCUUUCCACACCCAGGCUUGGACCCGCACGCGGUGGAUAAUUUAUCCUGGUUCUUCAACCAGAGAGACGGCCAUUAAGACCCUGCUGCUCACUAACUAACGAGAGUAGCAGUGGAGUGGGUCGGUCUGGAGACAGAAAAAAAAAAAACAAUGACUGAAAGGUUGUUUAUUGGUGUCAAGAUGCUCAACUAUAAAGGCAGGGAGUAGUGAUGUCCGCAGCACCGGUGCUUUGAUCAGGGAAAACGAGGAGAUGAGCUUCCCGGCCGUCCUUUCUGUGGUAUUCGCUUAAUAGUUAAAACGCUGAUUGAUAGUGAUAAUGACCAUAAUGAGACUAAUUUGUGUGUAACCAUGGCGACGAUGUUAAGAAUUGUCAAGAUCCCCCCGAUGCAUUUUCCCUGCUUCUGUCCACCCGCUAUGACUCAGCCCAGGCUGAUCCUAUGGGGGGGGUGUGGCUAACUGGGUACAGUGGCCACCAGCCACUGGUAAUGUGUCUGGGUUCAAGCCACGCCCCUUUUGGGAGGGGCCCUGUGUUGCCACGCCCAUGGGAGGGGCCCCGGUGUGGCCACGCCCAUGGGAGGGGCCCCAGCGUAGCCUUGCUCCACUGGAGGCACCAGCUGCAGAAUGGCACUUUUACCCAAAAUGCGCGGUCUGUGCCUUGUGUCUCGUGUACAAAAUGCCUUGUAAAAUCUACCCUUUGUGAUAAUUUUUGUAUUAAAGCAAUUUUUAUAUAAUAAAGGUUCUAUUUUAAGGAA